ACAACAAUCUCACCACCAUCGCACAAAACUCAAAGCCAAAUUCAUUUAACUGUCUUACAAUUAACAUGGCAUCAGAUGACUGAGAAGCAGUUAGGCCAAGCGUUAACAUCCCAAGAUGCACAUCUCACUUUGAACCAAAGCAAAGCUGUUCGAUUCUGGGUCACCCUCCGAGCCCCGAACUUCACCUUCCUGACUUCUUCUGCACACCAUCAGCCUGGUCAUCUCUCUCUCGCCAUGCCCAUCGGUGCCUUUAUUUACAUGCCAGAUUCAUGGAUUAAAUCCAUUUUGAUUGCCGUCAUCCAAUUUUCAGAUGAUUACUUCUUCUUCUUCUUCUUCGCGAUGACUUCUCGUUCCUUCUUUACAUCCGACUGGUCCUGCACUUCUGGAAAUAUUGCAGUUUCAGUUCCGUCGACCGGAGAAGAUAGAAUAAUGGUGGCCACCGGCCGGAGCAGGCCGCCACGCUCUCCGCCGUCGUCGCUCUUGAUAACAAUGGCGAUGAGGAUGUCCCGAGCGAGAUGGUUCUUCUUCCUGAGGAGAGUGUUCCAUUACCAAAACGGGUCGAGGUCGGAUCUCGGGUCCAACCCACUGAACACCAUUUCCUGGAUGGUGCUGGAGUACAUCGCCUUGGUCGUUCAGAUCAUCAUCACGACAUACACUCUCGCCGUCUCCCGGUCGGAGCGGCUGGUCUGGCCCAUGAGAAUGUGGGCUUUCGGGUACGAUCUGGGCUGCGUCCUCAACCUCCUGAUGCUCUACUGGCGUUACUGGGUCGUCCACCGGGCCCAACCCGACGAAGAUUCCGGGACACCGCCUUUGAUGAACAGAUGCCGGACGGGUCUGGACCUGUUCUUCGCGAUCUGGUUCGUGAUGGGCAACGUCUGGGUGUUCGAUUCUCGCUUCGGGUCUUUCCGGCAGGCUCCGAAGCUUCAUGUCUUGUGCAUUUCGCUGUUGGCCUGGAAUGCAGUGGCCUAUUCUUUCCCGUUCCUGCUGUUCGUGUUGCUGUGUUGCUGCGUGCCGGUCGUGAGCAUCGUCGCCGGAUACAAUAUCAACGUCGGAGGUUCAGAUCGAGGGGCUUCCGAGGAUCAAAUCUCAGGUCUACCCAGUUGGAGAUAUAAGGAUUCGGAUGAUAGUUUGGAGCUCGGAAAAUCAGUCAAGAACAAUGAAAAUCCGGAAUGUUGUAUUUGUCUAUGCAAAUUCAAAGAGAAAGAAGAGAUAAGGCAGCUUCCUUGUUGCCAUAUAUUUCAUCUAAAGUGUGUGGAUCAAUGGCUUAGGAUUAUAUCUUCUUGUCCCCUUUGUAAACAAGAAAUAAAUAGGUAACUAACUCUAAAUGCAUUUACCACACAAAAAUUAUCAAACUUUUGUAUGUAUUUCCUUACUCUACAUUCAUUUCAAAUGUUUAAAGUGUAAAGAUUAAUUUUAAUUCACUUAAUUCAUAGUUUAUAUAACAUUUUUGGGUUGACAUGUGUUGAGUUCAUGUAUUAAUAAUGUUUUGAUGAUGAUGUUGAUGAUCAAGUAUUAAUGCAAAAUUUUAAUUUUAUAUCAAAU
Messenger RNA from Diospyros lotus (date-plum), 1542 nucleotides. Its product is annotated as E3 ubiquitin-protein ligase At4g11680-like. The record is from RefSeq and is a predicted model, not a curated record. Lineage: Eukaryota; Viridiplantae; Streptophyta; Magnoliopsida; Ericales; Ebenaceae. The coding region runs from base 76 to 1314 and encodes 412 amino acids. The transcript is spliced from 2 exons.